UCGCGGAGCCCGCUCACUUCCGCAGCACCGGUCGGCCGAGGCAGCGCGCCAACCAGCAACGCACCACGCUCCUGCGCCCACCCGUGGUCACCUCGCGCCCCUGGCAUCCAUCGAGUGCGGACGAGUGCUGCUCGCGUGAAACGGCAUGUCGAAGCUGUCGCUGCUGAUGGCGGUGCUGCUGGCGACGGCGCUGGGCCUGCUGCCGGCCGGCGGCGGGGCGAGCGCCGCCGAGCUGUUCGGCGAGGAGGAGGCGCCGCCGGCCGAGCGCCCGCAGCCCGAGCGCAACCUCGAGUACGCGCUGCGCCGCGGACUCUGGCUGCCCGCGCAGCUGGGCGAGGCGCUGGACUCGCGCGAGCGCCGCUCGGCCGCCGGCAUGGGCUCGUCGUUCAUCCGCUUCGGGCGUGCCGAGGCCGUCAGCCAGCCGCAGACGCGCUCCGACCUGAUCAUCCGCUACGGCCGCGACGGUCUCAACGGCCGGCUGACCAAGCUGCGCCAGGAGCGCAUGCGGCGCCUGGCCCGCCUCGCCCUCAUCUGCGCCGCCAAGAGCCAGGACGACGCGCCCGCCAACUCGGCCGAGGAGAAGAUCCUGCGCGAGAUCUGCAAGGACGCGCCACUGCACCCCACCGUGCCCGACUUCGUCUAGCCCGGCUGCGCCGCCGCCGCCGCCGCCGCCGCCGCUGCUCAAGCUGCUUAUCCCUUACCGACUUGGUUACGUCAUAUGAAAAGCAUGCACCUCCUUGCCAUUCACUCCGCGCGAACGACUGGCGAGACGAACACUUUCGUCGACGAUGUUACUCUGCGUUGUACAACUCCAACUCCGACUGUCUCCGUCUGUCCAUCCGUCUCUCUCUCUCUCUCUCUCUCUCUCUCUCUCUCUCUCUCUCUCUCUCUCUCUCUCCGUCCGAAGCUCUUUCUCUGUGCUCCGCGAGCGAGAAGGGGAGAGGGAGAGGGAGAGAGAGAAAGAGAGCCCAAAUUCACUGUAACUACAAAGAGAACAAGUGGGAAGAGCGGCGAGGAGCUGCGAUCGCAGUUAUGUACGAUGGAAUGUCCAAAAGCCUGAAUAAAGUCUGUUUCGUAUAGAUGCA
Phymastichus coffea is the source of this 1085-nucleotide messenger RNA. RefSeq lists its product as uncharacterized. The record is from RefSeq and is a predicted model, not a curated record. NCBI's taxonomy places the organism in Eukaryota, Metazoa, Arthropoda, Insecta, Hymenoptera, Eulophidae. Bases 146 to 643 code for a protein of 165 amino acids. The transcript has 2 exons.